AUGCGUUACAAAAUCUCGCUUCAUACCGUUUCCGGCGUUAUUUCGGCACGAUAAUGUCACGGCAAAUAAAUUGGGAAGAGGCCAGAGAUGCUUUGAGGAAAAUACGCGAGGAGCAAAUUAGAGAUGGUGCUAGAGUUGUACGACUGUGGAAGCAGGUGUUGGCUAACUGUGCCCAUAAAUUAGGAGAUGAGGUCUGGACAGUUCAAGAACAAGUUACUGUUGCAGCUCUGGACUGUCAGAAUUUUGAUAUGGCCAAUGAAUGUAUUACAUCAUUAAACAGGAAAUUCCCAAAUUCAAUGAGAGUGAGACGGUUGUUUGGAAUGUACUUUGAAGCAUUAGGAAGGUAUGAGAAAGCAACUGAACAGUAUGAGAAAAUUCUGGAAGAAGACAGUACUAAUAUGUUUGCCAGAAAGCGACAAAUUGCCAUAUUGAAAGAGAAGAAUGAUGUUUUAGGUGCAAUAGAAUCUCUCAAUAAAUAUUUAGAAAUGUUUAUGACAGAUUUUGAUGCGUGGAUGGAGUUAUGUGACCUGUAUUUACUGUUCCAGGACUAUAACAAGGCAGCUUUCUGUAUGGAGGAACUCAUCAUGUCAAAUCCACAUAACCAUCUUUAUCAUCAAAAAUUUGCAGAGAUUAAAUACACACAAGGUGGGUCAGAGAACCUGGAGACUGCCAGAUCUUAUUUUGCUCAGGCGUGUAAAUUGAACCCAAAUAACAUGCGAGCGCAGUUUGGUCUGCUUUUGACGGCCAGUAACCUAGCAACAGGGCAUUCUAAAAACCAGAAAGAGAAGAAUAGUAACAGUAAAUAUGCUGUUUGGGCUGCAGAACAAAUCAUAGAUAAAUACCAGACCACACAGACAGAGGAACAGCUUAAAGAUACAAAAGUUUUGGACUUGAUAAAAAAGAUGCAAGAAAAUUUAGUACCCCAGUCAGAAACUUGAUGCCAACUUUUACACCAUCUAGGAUCAUAAUUUUUAGCUAUUGUGUUCAUUGCAAAAGUGCAGGUGCAUUUAGAGUACAUACAGAAGAUGGAUUCCUAUUUAUAUAUGCAUAUUGUGAAAUCAUUCAAUUUAAUUAGCAUAAAGUUUCAUUGUUUCAACCACAACUGCCUUCAGCAGCCCCUUUAUGUCAUUCUCUUGGAAGGCUGCUUAACCUUUAGCUUGCUAUGUUUCUAAAGUGGACUGGUCCAUCAUUCAAUUUGGGCAAUACCAUUUAUUUAUUGAAGGGUUGUUCAUUGAAAAUUUACUGACUGAAUUGCGAAAAGUGCAGACCAUGAUCAACCUGCACGGAUGUGCCCCGCCAGCAGGCUAAAGGUCAAUGCAGGUUUGAUAGUGAAUCAGUCCAGAAUUUAUGUGAACAGGAAAGAAGGAUUAAAAUCAUGAAGUGUUUCCAAAGAAUAAGUUGCAGUGUAUGUAUGCUUGGAUUGGAGUAGAUGCAAAAAAUGAGAGAUUUCUUUAAGAAGAGAUGUUAUAUUGUGUUCAUUCUUUUAAGUCUUUGUAUAUACAUUUAUGUUGCUGUUUUGGUGUUUUUGAUUUUAUAAAUCAAUAGGUAAUAAAACAGAAUGUUAGAGAAACAUUUACUUAUAUAAAGUUAAUACUGGCCUUUGUGUUGUCUUCAAAAAAAAAAAAAAGUAGGAAAAACUUGAAAUUAACAUUUCUGAAAUAAGAUUACUGAAAGGUAAUUAAAGUGGUUGUCUUGAAUAAGUGUUUCACAAGCUUACUUGGUGAAAGGUAUAGAAUACUGUGAAGUUGUUAAUUUUUGGAGGGGACUAAUUUUCGUGAUUGAGUUAAUAGGGGAAAUUCAGUCUAAACAAAUCAGUAAAAUUUCCACUUCUUUUAUAAACAAGGGUCAAAAUUCAUGAAUUUAGAUUUCCACAAAAUAGAUGUUUUUGCCAAGACCACUUAAUUCCAUACUCACAAUAGCAACCUGCUGAUGAGCCAAUAAUACCAUUAAAAUUAACAGUAAAAACCAUAAGUGGUUGGUUUAUAUUUGAGUCACGUCAUGAGAAAACCAACAUAAGUGUGUUUGCGACCAGCAUGGAUCCAGACCAGCCUGCGCAUCCGCGCAGUCUGGUCAGGAUCCAUGCUGUUCGCUUUCAAAGCCUAUUGCAAUUAGAGAAACUGUCAGCAAACAGCAUGAAUCCUUGCCAGACUGCGCGGAUGAGCAGGCUGAUCUGGAUCCAUGCUUGUCGCAAAACCACUAUAAUGUUGGUUUUCUUAUGGCGUGGCUCAUAUAUAACUAAAGCUAAUUGAAUAGGCUUUAAUUUCAUAUAAAUUUCAUGGAAUUCAAGAAAUUAAUAGUAUGAUUAAUUUUUUAUUAAAUCUGAUUUAUGAGUGCAAUAAACGGUCAUGAUCGGUAAGCAUGAUCGCAGACGUGGUUCCAGAGGGGUUAUUGCAUUGAUAUGCAAAUGCGAUAUAUUGCUUAAUUAUGAAUAUUAAUGAAGUAAUAUUAUACGAUCAGAAAUAAAGAAAGGGCAUUUAAAAGGUGGUAAUGCCUUUUCUUGUACUCCCAAUAAAUGGCUGCGUUACAAUUCCACAAAGUUCAUGUCAAUUGAAUAAUUGCCAAAAAACUACCAUGUAAAUAUUUUAGGCAUUUAUAUAAAUAAUUAGAUAAAUUUUUAAGCUUUACCAAAUUCAUUAAAAUCGACCUACCUGGUAUGUCUUUACUCUCGCAUCUUGAUUUAAAAAUACAAAGCAGUGCUUUUCAAGCACAUGACGAGCAGAUGAAAAGUCGCCCUUAUUGAUGUCCAAAAUGGCUGAAAUUUAUGAUGUUAAAAUUUAAUACAAAACUUAUCAAGAUUCGCAAGGAUCAAUUUUUGCUAGAUGUAGGUCCUCGCGAAUGUAGCGAAAAUGAAACUCUCGCGAAAAUUUCUGCUUUUACAGGAUAGAACUUUAUGCUAUCUUAAGUCCAGACAGAUUACGUCACAGCAGAUUUUGCUGUAUAAUACCAGAAAGACAAAAAAUUUAUUUCUCUUUCAUCAUUUUGCAUUAGGCAGAGUUUGUGGUAAUGUGUUCAAUGUAAAAUUAAGAUAAACCUUUUAAGAUGUUGACUUGUAUUUUUCCAUUUAUCAUUUGUAAACAGACUUUUACCAUAUUUAUUAUAUGUAAUAAAUUUGAAGCAUGAAAUAAU
This is a messenger RNA of Mercenaria mercenaria, 3126 nucleotides long. RefSeq names its product ER membrane protein complex subunit 2-like. NCBI's taxonomy places the organism in Eukaryota, Metazoa, Mollusca, Bivalvia, Venerida, Veneridae. The record is from RefSeq and is a predicted model, not a curated record. Bases 54 to 938 code for a protein of 294 amino acids. Gene Ontology annotation, biological process: protein folding in endoplasmic reticulum. The transcript is spliced from 10 exons. Gene Ontology annotation, molecular function: protein binding. Gene Ontology annotation, cellular component: EMC complex.